This is a messenger RNA of Paramecium sonneborni, 973 nucleotides long. Lineage: Eukaryota; Ciliophora; Oligohymenophorea; Peniculida; Parameciidae. The record is from the annotation of a GenBank genome assembly.
AAUGGGAAAUUAAUGUAAUCAUGUUGAAAUCAAUGACAAUGAAUUCAAAUCUGUUUAAAUUGAAGAUGAUUCUGAUUCAUUCUUAAUCUAAAAAUUUGAUCCAAAAAUCAAUCUUCUCAAAAACUCUGAUCUAAAAAAUAUACAAUCUCUUGAUUCAUUAAACAGUACAAAAACACAAUUUCAUGAUAAAGUUAAGAAGGUCCCUUUUAAUGUUAAAUUACAUCGCAAAAGAACAUUGCAUUAUGAAAGUAUCCAUGAUUCUCAAGCUUAAUCUCCAACAAAUUAAGUUUCUGAGUAUUUUGAAUAUCCAAAUGGUGUUUAUUAAGGUUAUUUAGUAGAUGGGAAAAGAGAAGGUUAGGGCUAGUUUUUUUAUCAUGAUGGAUCAUAUUUCAAAGGUGAUUGGAAAAAUGACAUGGCAAACGGUUUUGGAAAAAUUAAGUUUUAGGAAGGAGAAUAAUAUGAAGGAGAGUUCUUAAAUGAUUAACAACAUGGUUUUGGUAAGUACAUAUCGAAUUAGUUGAAAUAUGAAGGAUAAUGGAAGGAAAAUCUACCUUGCGGAAAUGGAAUUGAGAUUUAUAAUAAAUAUUACAUAUAUGAGGGAGAGUUUUAAAAUGGAUUGAAACAUGGAAAAGGUAAAAUUCAAUGGUACAAGGAUGAUUCAAGAUAUGAAGGAGAGUUUUGUGAAAAUCAAUUAAAUGGAAAAGGCAUUUACUAUUUUGGAGAUAAAGAAAUUUACGAAGGAUAAUUCAAAGAUGGGAAAAUGCAUGGAUAUGGAAAGUUUGAAUGGCCAAAUGGAAAAAUAUAUGAAGGAAAUUAUUAUUUAGGAAGAAAAUAAGGAUUUGGAAAGUUUACUGCACCUGAUAGAAUUUAUACAGGAGAAUGGUAUGAUGGAGUGUAUCAUGGAUAUGGAAAAUUAGAAAACAAAGACAAAGUAAUAGAAGGAUAUUGGGUAAAUGGAGUUUUCUAAAAAUGA